CUAUAUGAAACGCAGUGGAACAAUCGAUUUAUUUCAUAGUUUUAAUUACUUUGUGGCUAUAUCGGUGUACGUAGAAUUGUACUGUAAAAUAAGAUUUAUUUAAAUGAAAAGAGUUGCUACUUUGGUCUGGACAUAGAAUUUAGAGGUCUGAAUUCAUAAUAAACGAAACAUAUCAGUUACUGAAUAGUAUAUAAUAGGAUAACAAAAUGGUGAAAAGGAAACGCCCCAACACUCCACUUGGAGAUGGAGACAGUGCACCAAGCAGUGUGGGUGGCUCUGGGGUACCAAGCCCUGUUUCAGUUGCAGCAGCCGAUGUAACCAUGGAAGAAGUGAAAGAGGAGAAGAAACCUAUUUUCAAAGAUCCAGACUUUCAGCAUAGCAGCAAAACAAGCAACAAGAAAAGGGCGUGGCGGUCUUUGAAGCAGAUUGUCACUCAAGAGAGGGCAUUGCAAUGGGGAGAGGAUUUUGUGCACUAUAGCACCAUUGACGCUCCACCAUCUUUUAAACCUUCCAAGAAGUAUUCGGACAUUUCCGGACUGUUGGCAAAGUACACAGACCCACAGACAAAACUGUACUAUGCACUGGCUGAGGAAUUCUCCACAAUCCGAAGUUUGCCAAUGGAUAUCGCAGCUGGUUACCUAGCUCUGCGCAGGGCUAACAACCCCAUGGGGUGACUGUGACUUGUCUUCUGGUCAUCCUGUUGUUGUAAAGUAUCUGUACCACAGAGCAUUUGUGUUCAAGCUGUUGUUCCUUGGUUGUGAUAUUUUGUCGCCACUUUGUCUCUACCUUUAUAACCACAUUGAGGUGAAGUAAGGACUCCCUCAUAUCAUGUCCAUUUGUAGUAGAAGAGAUAGGAAGUGCAGUAAAUGUAUUUUACCAAUGGCUAAAUUCUGUAAAUUGGCUCAUUGACCUGUGAUUAUGUUUGCUUUAUUUCUGCAUGAGAAGGGCUGUUUACGCUUUCGUCUCUGAAACUGCUACACAUAUAUCAGUGGGUCUCAUAUACAAAAUGCCUGAUAGAUUUAAUUUUCAUUACAAUAGGUUCACUGUAACCUGUACUUUAUACGGUGCUGAAAUCAAACGCAUUUCUCAAGAAAAAGGCCCAUCUCAACAGAUACUGGUAAAGUAAAGCUGUCAUGCUACGUACCAUGGUGGCACUCAGGGGAAGAGAGCUACUUAUUCUUGACCUUGGCACUGCAUGGGGAUGAGUGGUCAGCGUCAUGCCCCAGCCACAUUUUUACCCCUGGAAAAGGAUCCCCAGUACUCAUUGGAUAAGAGGCUGAGUGGGCGUCAGAACCGGUCUGGAUGCAGAGGCUAGAAGAAAAAUUCCUUGUCUCAUCUGGGGACUGAACCCUGUUCAUUAAGUCCAUAGAAACUACUAACAGAGCUGGAUCUCAAGAGAUUGGUACAUGGUACAAAAUGCACGUCAAGAAUUUCAGACUUGAUAGUUUUAUUGUCAGGAAAACCUUGCAGAUCAUCUUAAUCUACAUCUGGAAGAAGUUUCGUCUAUGAUCGAACCAGUGUGACUGGAUUCUUCGAAGACCAUGCCCAAAGUACACAGUAUACAGCAUCCAAGUCAUUUUAUUUCUAUAAUGCUAUUAUACUAUAAUAUUCAUUGGCAAGAAUUCUAAGUAGGUCAGCCUGGCAGUAACUUUUUCUUGAAAUCGAGUUAUUGGUGGAAAUCCAUUUUAUGAAGUUUUGCAGAAAUCAUGAUGAGCCAGUAUUUUUUGUAGUCUGCGUUGUUUUUUUAAAUCCAGGGAUUCUUGACUGAGAAUAGAAAUGAUGUUAAGCUCAUGCUGUAUGAAAUUUGGGGUCCAAGUCCUAAUGGCAUUACAACCCAGAACACCAACACUGACUUAUGCUAAACUGGCAGACCUGGCAAGCAAGACAACCACUUUUGGAUAUUUUGUUCUAAAGUUUUAUAUGAAAACAAGCAUUUGUAAAAAUGCAUUUCUUGAUCAGUGUAAGCCUAGCAGAACUGUCUCAAGAGGUCAACCUGCCUCUUCAAAUGUACAAAUUAUAUCUCCAGGGAGAUGUUCUUAACUUUAAAAAAUGGGAAUACAUAAAGAAGCUAAAAAGAAGGUAUUUCUAUUGAUUUCUUAACAUUUUACAGGGAUUCUUCAAUGGUUGACUCAAGUAAUUGGCCUGAAGCAGAGGUAGAAAAUAAAUUAUAGAUGGUUCCAAUUGUCCCUUCUCCAUUUUUUUUAUUUAUACUUAUUACAUAAAUUCUUAUGCCUAUUUUAAAGUUGAAUCUCUUAUAUUAUGUACACAUCCUUCUUACUUUCUUACGUGCUUAAUGUUCUGCACUGUGUAAAGAGUUGCUAUAUUAAUAUAUUAUUCUAAUGUAAAUUAUGUGUAUAAUGAAGUUAUAUAUUACUAAAAUAUAAAAUUAAUUUUUCUCAAAGAACAGUGGCAUAAUUAGUAAAUAUUAAGUAACAAUAAUAGCAUAUUCAGUAAAUCUGUGAGUACAGAAACAAUGUAAGUUACAUUCUGAGAAAGUUUCUUAUGAUAGAUGAAACAUGACUAGCACUCCCAGUACUUUGUAAAAUGGUUAUUUUAUAUUAGUAUAAUCAGAACACAACAAGAAGCAAUUAAAAAUAAUUCUUCUUUUGUCUUCUGAAAACGUUUUUGCUUCCUGAAUUAUUUUUGAAGUCAAUGAUUCAGUUGAAGACUGUGCACUAUGAGAAGCUGUCAAGGCAAAUGUGAUGUGCAAAAUCACAGUUACAUUUGGAACAUGCUCCACUUUCCACACUUGUUUCGUCAUUCAAAUAUAAUGUAGCCAAUGACUUUGAGGAAACUGUACAAUUGUCAAGGACAGUUAGCUUUUUAUGCAUCUUUCAAAUGAGAUGCUACCAUAUACACAAGGACUUUUACUGUAACAGUUUGAGCCGUGACACUGGCUCAAAGUGACUCCAUCAUUUAUAAUAUCAAGUUUUCAAUGUAAAUAAAUUCACAGUAUUUUGUGUAACUAUGUAGUUGUAUUAAGAAAUUAAAUACAAGGUGAAUAAUUGAA
Molecule: messenger RNA, 3010 nt
Organism: Zootermopsis nevadensis
Lineage: Eukaryota; Metazoa; Arthropoda; Insecta; Blattodea; Termopsidae
Product: INO80 complex subunit C
Biological process (GO): chromatin remodeling
Cellular component (GO): Ino80 complex
Source: RefSeq, a predicted model, not a curated record